Orbicella faveolata is the source of this 3082-nucleotide messenger RNA. Its product is annotated as recQ-mediated genome instability protein 1-like. Gene Ontology annotation, biological process: resolution of meiotic recombination intermediates; double-strand break repair via homologous recombination. Gene Ontology annotation, cellular component: RecQ family helicase-topoisomerase III complex; nuclear body. NCBI's taxonomy places the organism in Eukaryota, Metazoa, Cnidaria, Anthozoa, Scleractinia, Merulinidae. Gene Ontology annotation, molecular function: nucleotide binding. The record is from RefSeq and is a predicted model, not a curated record.
UAUAAAUCCAUUAGCAUUCUAUCACGAAUGCAAUUUUCUGAUUGGCUAUGCUACUCACUAUCAAUUCUAUUGUAGAUAAUGAGUAACCUAGCAGUGUAGCUGGUAGGCACUUCUUUGCUUUUUCAAAGUGUCGCUAAAGAGGAUAAUUUUUGGAUAAAGUUUUGAAUGACUAGUAGAUUUAUACUAAUUAAAAACAAUAAGAUUAUUUGCUCUGAAUUUCUGUGCAUGAUAGUUGACUAGGGCUGUGCCCUCAUCAACUAUCAUGCGAGAGAAGUCGACAGUGAACUAAUGUAAUUGUUAAAUAUCUAAAGAAACCUAAACCAUGUAAUAUGCAGUCAUAAAACAGGAAUUUGAGAACAAGAGAAAACUUCAGAAAACUUGAACCAACUUGGCAAGGGUUUUUUCAACUAGUUUUUGGAAUAUCUGACACGUUUUUAUGGUUGAUUCAGCAGGGUCAAGAACGUUAAAUUGGCAAUCUCCCGGAUUUCAACUUUUUCACGUUGGCAUCUCUACUUUUUGAUGUUGUAUACUCUGAUAAAACAGCUCGUUAGCCAAUCAGAGCUCACAGAGUAGAAACAGCAUUACAAUAUAAGGCAAUCCAAGAGAUCUACCUGUUCAUAUUAAACUUCAGGCUGCAACAAUUCCACACAGAUUGUUCUUUUAAAUUUGUUUUUCUUUCUUCUGUGCUGAAGGGGGAGGGGGAGAUGGUUCACCAUUUCAUUUCUUGGGUGUUGCGCCAGCUUACGAUCAAUGUGGUUUAACAAACAUUUCAUUACCCAGUCUUAUCUAAAUUCAACUCGUACAACUUAUAUUACUUCCAAUUUUCCUCAACGUAUCGAAUCAGGUAUUUAAUCGGCAAAACUAUAGGUUGCAGACUCGAUCAGAAUCAUACUUUACCUCUGUGUCAAAAGCUUCAUUGUAAUCGUUAAAACCACUGUACAGCUCAUCUUCCUCCUCACCAACGAGAUGUACUGACUGCAUCAUUCUGUAGUAUUGUUAUACCCCCCUAAUCUUUUAUUUUUUACAUCAAAACGAAAAAAAAUUCGGAAUGUUUUGCAGUUGCCAUCAACAAAUAUGGCCGCCCCCGACAACCUUCGCGUCAUUAGUAACCCAGUGCGCAUGCGAUCAAUUUCCCGCGCCGGUUUCAAAAUGGCGACUGUCCGUCGAUGGCUGGAAUCUCGCCAUGUUUACGUUCAAAAUGAUUGGUUGGAAGCCUGCAUAAUUUUUGUGAGAGAAGACAACGAGGAAAGGCAGUUGUCCCCUGUCGAGCUGAACGAGCUGGUGUAUGAGCAGUGGUUAAUGGCUGACAUUCAAGAAUCAAGUCUCCCUCGCCUUCCAGAGGAACUGGGAAACAGGGAUAUCUCCAAAUUGGAGGGGCAUUUCAACCUUCAGAUUAACUCUAUUCUGAAUGUUGGAGAAUCAGCUUACUCUCAAAUUCAAAAGCUAAAAGGACAGGAUGAUCCACAAGAGCUAAACUACAAAGCAAAUCCCUCAGAGCCAAAAAUAAAGCCCAGUAGAAUGUUGCUGCUUGAAUUGACAGAUGGAACACAGACAGUGUUUGGGAUGGAAUACCAGCUGAUUCCUUUUCUUAAAGUCACAACCCCUCCUGGAACUAAGAUUCAAGUGACUGGCCAAAUAACUUGCAGACUUGGAGCCUUGCUACUGACACCCAGUAAUGUGAAAGUCUUAGGUGGAAACAUUAUGCAACUGAUGGAAGGCAACUCGUACUGGAAUGUCCUGCAUCAAGCUAUAGGACUAGAUCCACCUGAGAAACCUGGUGCAAUUAAAGCAGAAUUUCUUGACAAUGAAGAACCAAAUUUUAAUCAAAUCAUCAUACAAGAUAAUGCAGCCAGUGAUGUCACCACCACCUAUAAUGACGAAAGAGCUGCUGUAAAAACAGUCACAAACAAAAGAAACACUGCUGCAAGUCUUUCUAACAACAACCGCUUGGGCAACACAGGGAAAAUUUCUGAGAAAAAAAGGCAAAUGAAACAACAGUCUUGUAAAGGACAUAGAGGAGUUGAUGGUGUCUUGCCUGCAAAUUCCAGCAGCAAUUGGGGCACUGAUAGUAAAAAAGAAAAAGUCUGCAAUCAAGAAUUUUUGGAUGAGGAUGAUGAUAUAUUAGCUGCAGUUGCAGAUGACAACUAUUUUGUGAUGGAGGAAGACUUUGACAUGGAACAGAUAGAUCAGCUUGAAAUGGGAACGCAAAACACGACCAGCAAAACAGAUGAAAAAACAGCAACUGCUAACAUGAUAAACUCUGAUAAUAGUGAUUCAGAGAUGUUUUAUGGUGAUGAGAUCUUUGAAGAUGACUUUGUUGAAGAAGAUCUCCUUGCAGAAGCUACAGACUCUGUGGAAAUAAAACCUCUUCAUGAGAGAAUCUGUGAUGAAGGAACUGCAAGAACAAUGCCCAGAAUAUCAAACAGUUCAUCAUUAGAAUUUAGCUGUCUUGCAAGGAAUACAAGUUCUUCAAACAAUACUAACAUUCAAAUACAAUCAGAUAGAAAUUCCAGGAAACCACAGGGUUGUACUUCAAACAGUGUCAAGACAGAACCUGUUCUUUUGAUGAAUAACCCCACAUUUAGCUCAUGCAAUACAUUCAUUAACACUGGGCAGUGCCAUAAACCCAAGAAUGCAGUGGCUAAAAGUAAUGUUGUGACAAAUCCUAAUAAUUUAUACUCAAUAAGACCAUCAGUUAACCAGACCUCCAGAAUUCAGAUCAAAAACGAACCCGACAAUGAAUCCAUACCAGGCCUUGUGAAUGAUGAUAUUAAUCCCAUGGUGGUUGAUACAAAUCAGCACCACCAACCCAAUGUGCUUAAUGUACAUGGAACACAAGACCAGGGAAGAAAUUCAGCACCUUUUGAGUAUCUAUCAGAGGUGCUGAAACAGCAUCCAGCCAGAGACAAGCAUAUUGUUAGGAUCAAGGUUUGUAUUUAGUAUAAACACAUAGUUGCUGCCAGUCAUGCAUCUAAUAUUUCAAAUAUAACCAAAGUCAAAUGCAUUUUCUUCCUUUAUGUAGUUUCAUUUUUUUUGUUGGAAGAAUUUAGAUGCCAAACACUUUUUCUAACACUGCCUUCAA